Messenger RNA from Leptopilina boulardi, 2619 nucleotides. RefSeq lists its product as uncharacterized. The record is from RefSeq and is a predicted model, not a curated record. NCBI's taxonomy places the organism in Eukaryota, Metazoa, Arthropoda, Insecta, Hymenoptera, Figitidae. Bases 445 to 1479 code for a protein of 344 amino acids. The transcript is spliced from 5 exons.
CGUAUUUUUCCGUCCCCUCACUCUGUUUGUGUCUUUUUGAACAUUUAAUUUGUACCGCUCUUAACAAUUUUUGCUUUUGUGUGUUAAAAACCCACAAAUAUUAGUUUUGUUUUAACCGAACUGUGAUCUGUGUGAAAACGUGAUUUUUUUUAAAGAAAUUGGAUUCGAUAAUAACUUAUACUACUCCAAAAUCUAUUUUUGAUUUACUCAGUUGAGAUCUCCCUGUGUGUCAUACCACCAUUUAAAAUACAGUGCAUCGAUUGGAUACUUCUCUUAUUUUUGGAAAAUAAUAUAAAUGUGCUAUAAUAUUGAAACUAAAAAUAUAAUAUUCAUAAACUCUAAAUCAGGAAUCGCUUCAAUUCACUGUAUAUUGGCUUCUAAUCACCAAUCUGAGUCAUCAUCGCUAUUGUCUCCGAUACAAACAACUGAUGCUUGAAGAAGAAAAUGAGUGAUAAGCACUAUAAAAUGGUUGAAGCUAUUUUUGACCCGACAACGGGUAAAAUGCUUCAUCAUCCCGACAACAGCAAUUUGAUUAUGUGUUUUGCCCUGGACUCAAACGGACGAGAAACCGUUAUAUAUUUGCCACCUGAAAAGGUGCCAAAUAUGGACAUAUCGCCACCGCCAUAUCUUGUCGCAAUUACGUCAAAUGCUGAUCAAGAUCAACUUGAUUACGGACAGGAUGAGGACGACCUCGAAGAAGCAGAACAGGAGCAAGAGCUGGAUCAGUAUCAGUAUCAAGAUCAAUAUCAGGAUCAGUAUCAGCAUGAAGAUCAGGAUCAGGAUCAUGAUCAGGUUCAGGAUCAGGAGCAGAGUCAGGAGAAUUGUGAGAAAAUGGAUUUAGAAACGGAAUUAAAAAAAUUUGUUGGCAAGGGAAAAAUGACAAAACCACGUUGUGGCGAUGAGGGAAACGAAAAGAUACUGCCAAAGAAAACGCGUACACAGUGGACACCUGACAUGACCAAGGCAUUGAUAAAUUGUUAUUCGUCACUAAAAGAGACAUGCAAGUUAAAAGGGGAGAAGUUUUGGUCGCUUCUUUCAAAAGUAAUGGUAGAAAAGGGACAUGAUGUGAGUGCGCAUCUAUGUGAAUCAAAAUGGGAUUCGUUAUGUAGAACCUACAAAAACACCAUUGAUCGGAGUAAACAAACCGGAACAAGUCCGUCAAAGGAGUCAAAGUCGACUUCCUUCAAGGAAAUGCAUAAAUUUAUGUACAAAAGGCCCGAAAUAAAUCCGCCGGCAGUGGCUUCGAGUCUGGCAGGAUACAAACGAAAAGUUUCUUCCAUAAUUGAUGUUAAUGGUAAUGAAAUCGAAAUUUCUCCAAAAAGAUUAAAGCGCGCAAAGGCAAAGAAGCCGGAUGCAGAAUGUUCGAUGACAGAAAUGAACGAUGAUGCCAAUUUUCGUCACAAAGAAAAUUUGGAGCGAAAAGACGCACUAUUGGACAUAAUGAAAGAUGUCCGCGACUCGUUAAUUAAGAGACGAUAAGUCGACUUAUUUUUGUUCUCCUUUUACAGCGUUAGAAAUGAAACUUAACCGCUGAUAUUUCAUAGACGUUUUGAUAUUUUUUUAAAAAGAAUUUAUUGUGCUUGAAUUUAACCGAUUUCAAGUUAUUUUUCAAAGAAUUGAUAUUUUCACGUCUUUCUAGUUUAAAAUUGAUCAGUUUCGGAACAAAUAAAGUAAAUAACUUAAAUUUGAAGUGAAAAAUGAAAAACGAUGAUUGUUUUGUUACAUUUUGAAACCGUUCUCUUCUUGUUGUUUUCAGUUUUAGUUGCGCACAAAAAUUUAUGUACGCAUAAUGAGUAUUUUUCUUCUCCGUACUCGAUUAUUCCUGUGACGAAAAAGUUACUGUUAACUUUAUGGAAAUUUUUCUUAAUGAGUAUUAUUAGAGUAAUUACUAUCUUAACUAUAGAAGAGCUACCAUAAAAUUCACUCUUCUGAUUGUGAUAUAAAAAAAUGUGUUCCAAUCAAUACCAGACGUACAAUACCGUACCAUAAUCGAGUACGGAGCAAAAUUAAUAAUAUCCUGACUCAGCAUCAGACUCAAAUUUUCAAAAGUAGUCCUAUUCAUUCUAAAAUGUUUGCGAAAAGCUGCAAAUAAUUACCAAUUGUCAUUAAAUCGUAAUUAAAACUAAUAAUUCUUCAAAAUUGUAAUUAUUUGAAAAUUUAUCAAUCACAUGCCUUUGAAAAGAACACUGUCCACUUUGGGAUCCUCGUGUAUGUACAUUUUGAUGAAACCCAUCUAGAAAUGUUGCGGGUCAAUAUUGUUGAUGGGUCCCAUUUCUGUACACGAUGGACCCAGAAUUCCAUACCUAUACAGUGUUCUCAUCAAUUGUACAUUCAAAAAUUUGAAGUAAAAUUUCUCAAACACUCGAUUUUUUUAGGCUUUUGGAUAAAAAUGUUAAAAUCGUCGAUUGAUUAACAACUUAUUGUUGCAAAUUUUUAAUUCUUAAUCAUUAAUUCAGUUUUAAUUAUAAUGACAAAAAUUUCAAUUGUAACUCUUUAAAAAUGGAAUUAAUCUAAAAAAUUUUAAUGAAAACUCUUUAAAAAUUUAAUCAUUCACAGAAGAUGUUUAAUUAAUUAUUAAGUAAUUCAUACGAUUAAAUAUAUUCUAAAAUUUUUAUAUAA